GAGGGUAAGACAGAGGAAAGGAGAGGCGAGAGGAAGGCGCCAAGAGGAAGAGAGAAAGAGGUUCGUGGAGAGGUGUAGGGGAAGAGGACAGCGCAGUCUGAGCUUGCCCUCAGCACGCCUGUAGGAGGGACCUGCACCUGCCCCGCCCUGCUCGCCACCACACAGGCCCCAGUUGUGCUCUCGAUCUCGGAGGCAGAGGACGUCGCGCUCUGUGGGCAUCGCCGCUUUGACGGGAGACUUCGCUAAACUUGGCUCUUGUGUGUCGCACAACUUUGCCUCAAUUUUUUUUUUUUUUUAGUUGUUCCGACUGUGAUCCGACUUUAUUUCGAGUGGUUGUUCACUGGCUUCGGCUUAAUCUUGCCCAUAAGUAGCAGCGAUCCACAUAAAAGUCUUAAAUGUUAUAGAAACAAAUACAUAUUUUUUCCAACAUCUAAAAAUAAAGAAGAUAAUUAUUGCAAAUCAGUUGGUAACAACAUAAAAAGACAGGACUAAUAGAAAAACAAAUGCCUCAUCAUUAGCAUAAGUGUCCCUUCGCAGUGACAACCGGCAUGGCGCAGUGCACGAGGAAGAAAAACAGAGAGACGACACAAAUUUUGCAUUGUCGUGUCCAGGGAAGGGACGACCUGCGGAGACGACCGUGAGUGACCGCGGAUAUGAUGCAGCACCGAGUCUUCGCCGGCCAAAUUAAACAAAGAAACAACUAAACGCGUGAAAAGUGAACGUCUAAAGCAUAUGAAACGACUAAGGUAAAAAAGCGAAAAACAAAUCAAAGAAAGAAUAGAAAAAAAAUCAGAGAAUCGAAAAGGGAAAACGAUACUGAAAUGUCUAAAAAUGAAAGAAAAAAACAAUUAUGACAAUUCUAUUUCCCUCGCAGCCUAAAAAAACAUUUAUUGAUUUCUCAUUUCAUUCUCAAAAACAAAAGAAAAGCAGCGAGCGUCGUCGUGAAUUAUUAAUUUAAUGCCAAACCUAAGUUGUCUGCCAGGGAUCAUGACAAGGGACGGCGAUUCCUUCACGAAUGAAACAGAAAAUAGGAUGCUCAGGUCCGCCGUUCGUCCGAAUGCGCUCGUCUGGCCAGGGCUUUGGCUUGGGUUCUUCCUCUCGACAGUGCUCGCCGGCGCCUCCGCCUCGGCCGCAGGCACCGCGGGGCCGAUGAUCACGAUGGACGCCGAGGACACGGGCGUUGUGGACACCGUGGGCGGCGAGGAGGGCGUGGGCGUGGACCCCGCCUCCUGGAGCGACUACCUCAACACCCUGUUUGACCCCGUGUUCGACCCCGGGGUCAAGUCCAACGUGUCGGCGGUGGAGGGCCAGACCGCCCACCUGGUGUGCCGCGUCAACAACCUCGGCACCAAGACGGUCUCGUGGAUCCGCCACCGCGACACGCACAUCCUGACGGUCGGGUCCUUCACCUACACGAGCGACCAGCGCUUCUCCGCCCUCCACCGCGAAGGCACGAACGAGUGGACGCUGCAGAUAAGACACCCCACGAUAAGGGACUCUGGGCUGUACGAGUGCCAGGUGUCGACGAAGCCCGUGCGAGCCUAUCUCAUCAGGCUGGCGGUUGGGGUCCCGACGGCGCGCAUCCUCCACGCCCCCGAGCUGUACACCGACGAAGGAGGAACCCUGAACCUGACGUGCGUGGUGAGCCCGAGUCCCGCUCCGCCCGAGUACAUCUUCUGGUACCACAAGGGAGAGGUUGUUAACUAUGAGACCGACGGCAGCGUAGAAGUGACGGUGCGGCAAGAAGAAGGGCGAACCGUAUCGACGUUGUUGGUCGCUCGAGCUACCCUCUCGCACUCUGGAAAUUAUCAGUGUGCCCCGUCGAACACCGACCGCGCCGCGAUUCGGGUCCACGUGUUCAAAGCCAAGGAACCGGCAGCAAUGCAGACGAGCAGCAGUACCCUGUUGCAGCACCGGCCUUCGCCCUGCCUGCUUCUCCCUGCCGCUGUCCUGCUACGGUACCUCGCCUCCUUCUGCGAUCCGGUCACAUAGGACAAGGAUAACCUGCAGAAGGGAAGACUUCAAGGAACUGUUUUCGCGUAGGAGGGAAAAGGGGGGGAGGGGGAGUGAGCGAGUGUCUAAUCGGCUCUUAUGGACUCAGUGCGGAAGGGAAGGAUGCUCGUGAUGAUGGUGAUGAUGAUAACGGAAAAGGGAAGAGUGAUAACGAUAACGGUAGCGAAAAGAGGAGUAGGAGAGAAAAAAGAAAGUGACGAAAAAGUGCGCUACGAAGAGGGACAUCAAGUGAACAAUAUAGAGGUGCUUGUGUCAUCGAGGUCUACCCCCUACCCCCAGUCCAUCCCCCCCUUUCUCUCUCCCUCUCCAUCU
This is a messenger RNA of Penaeus monodon (black tiger shrimp), 2325 nucleotides long. RefSeq names its product zwei Ig domain protein zig-8-like. Gene Ontology annotation, biological process: synapse organization. Gene Ontology annotation, cellular component: neuron projection membrane. The record is from RefSeq and is a predicted model, not a curated record. The coding region runs from base 958 to 1992 and encodes 344 amino acids. The transcript is spliced from 7 exons. NCBI's taxonomy places the organism in Eukaryota, Metazoa, Arthropoda, Malacostraca, Decapoda, Penaeidae.